Molecule: messenger RNA, 1315 nt
Organism: Cucumis sativus (cucumber)
Lineage: Eukaryota; Viridiplantae; Streptophyta; Magnoliopsida; Cucurbitales; Cucurbitaceae
Product: dnaJ homolog subfamily B member 4
Exons: 3
Coding region: 85-1116 (343 amino acids)
Cellular component (GO): cytosol
Molecular function (GO): protein-folding chaperone binding
Source: RefSeq, a predicted model, not a curated record
GUAAAUUAUUUCAACACACAAGCAGAGAGUUGAGCGUACCAAAUUGCCGAGGCGUAAGAGAAAACAGAAGAAGACGACGGAAGAAUGGGCGUUGAUUACUACAAGAUUCUUCAGGUUGAUCGUAAUGCUAACGACGAGGACUUGAAGAAAGUGUACAGGAAGCUCGCCAUGAAGUGGCAUCCAGAUAAGAAUCCUGAGAACAAAAGCGAUGCCGAAGCCAAAUUCAAGAAAAUUUCAGAAGCUUAUUAUGUUUUGAGUGAUCCUCAAAGACGAGCUGUGUAUGAUCAGUUAGGAGAGGAGGGUUUAAACUUGAAGAUGGGAACGCCAUCGCCAAGUGGUUCUUGUAGUAGCCGUACCAGACAUGCUUCGUCGACUGGGUUUUCCUUUGAUGUAAAAAGUGGUUCCAAUGAUUUGUUUAUGGGGUUGUUUGGUUUUCCGAACCCUUUUGGAGGGAUGGAACACAUGGCUGACUCUCGUGCUGCUGCUUAUAGUUUUUCAGAUGGUUUGUUAGGUGAUAAUAUAUCUCCCUCCCUUAGACAUGGAGUUGGUCUGGGCUCCAAUUAUAUGAGGAAAGGUGCUACAAUAGAGAAGGCUUUGCUGUGUAGUUUAGAAGAACUAUACAUGGGUUGUGUGAAGAAGAUGAAGAUUGCUAGGGAUGCCAUCGAUAAUACUGGGAGACCUACUACGGUGGAUAAAAUCAUAACAGUGAACAUCAGGCCUGGAUGGAAGAAGGGAACUAAAAUUACAUUUCCAGAAUUAGGAGAUCCACAUUCGAGAGUAAUACCCUCAAAGCUUGUGCUUACCCUUGAUGAAAUCCCUCACAGAGUUUUCAAAAGGGAUGGCAACGAUCUUAUUGCCACCCAAGAUAUCACUCUGGUUGAAGCUCUAACAGGAUACACUCUGCAUCUAACAACUCUUGGUGGUCGAAACCUAACGAUUUCGAUUGAUUCGGUCGUUGGGCCCAGUUAUGAAGAAGUAGUUGUGGGAGAAGGGAUGCCAAUUCCCAAGGAACCUUCAAGAAAUGGGAAUUUGAGAAUCAAGUUCAACAUUAAGUUCCCCAUCAAACUGACGUCAGAGCAAAAAAUGGGGAUCAAUCAGUUAUUAACCUCUUCAUAAAAGAUGGUAACUCAUUUUACUCGUCGUAUAUACACACACAUAUGUAUUUCUUUUUUCUUCUAGGGUAUUGUAAGAAGUAAAUAGUGUUUUGUUGGAUGCAACAAAAUGAACGAGAUACUGAGUUUAGUAGCUUGAAAUUGAAUGUUUCAUUUCUUCACAAAUGCAAUUUAUGAAUCCGAGCUGGAUAACUACUAUCAUA